Molecule: messenger RNA, 1294 nt
Organism: Helicoverpa zea (corn earworm)
Lineage: Eukaryota; Metazoa; Arthropoda; Insecta; Lepidoptera; Noctuidae
Exons: 8
Coding region: 1-1239 (412 amino acids)
Source: RefSeq, a predicted model, not a curated record
AUGGACCAUUAUCUGACGACAUACAGGAAAGACUACCUGUGGCCCAACCUGCCUCAGACGACAGCUAGUUUGAAGGCUGGGCAAGGAGGCGCCGAUGGAGCUGGUCGGGGCGAAUACUCUACGACCUCCUCAACCUUCGUAGAAUGGUGCAGCCUGGACACGUACAGCAGCGUCGUUGGAAUAGCUGGACGCAGCAGCAUAUUGGGCCCCGCCAGCGCAAUCACUGAUGGUGUUGUUGGACACCUCCAGCUGAAGCUGCAUCUCAGCCUGGCUUUGCUUAAGGAGUGUGAUAUCCUUCAGCAGCCUGGUGACAUCUACGUGGUCGAACGUGACGGGAGGAAGCUUAUGCAGGUCCUUCGCCACGAAAUCGGGCACGUCAUCCGGGUCGGUCUCCUUCAACAGCGUGACGAUGUCCUGGAGACUCUUCUCUGUGCCAUCCCUUCGACGAGACGGCAUCUGGCUAACUUUGCCAAGAGUAGUGAAAAGCAGCAGUUUAGCACUGCUAAUCUCAUCUUCCUUGAACGACGCCUUGCAGAUCUGCAAGAUGCUAACCUCGUCCAUGUAAUCUAUGGCAUGGACACGCCGAAGCUAACAGGCCAAGAACUAGCCUUCUACCAAGCAUGCGUGCAGCACACUCGGCCGCCGGACUGCCGCUGCCCCCAGUACUCCGGGGGGGAGAUGCCACAGCUACCACCAGGGAAAGAGGGGGGAUGGAGCAGGAAUGAGAUCAUGGGACCGAUGUUAGAUCCUAAACUGUAUCCCGUGCGAGUAGCUGCUGCUCCUGAAACCCCUACGUCACGGUACAACCAGCCCAAUGCGUUCUUGGAUAAGUUACAAUCGAAAUACCCGAUGCUGUACAGCAUUCUGCAGAACGAAGCAUCUCCAGAGUUGAAGCAGAGAAUAGAUAGGGACCGUAACAAGACCACGUACCAAGUGGAUUACUGUGAAACUGGUCCUGGAGCCAAAUUCGAAGGUCUUCAACGUGCAGCAGAUGAGAGUGGCACGGGCCCCUGCGCGCAGCCCAUGCGCCUACCUGGGGACCCGUGCCGCGUGGGGCCCAAGCCGGGUAAAGCGGCGCCCAAGACCAUCUCGAAGCAAGCUGGUGCCGGUGCUGCUAGUGAUCCGAGAGCGAAGUGCGAAACAACAUCAGCGGUACCACCCCUCGGGCGCACGGAGUACCAGGACGGCGUGUCGAAACUCGGCGCCAUCAUCAUGCGAGACAAACUGCAUCGGAGGUAACGCGGGACCACGGGAGUGCAACAAUCAGCAAAUGGAGAACAAUCAUGGAUUAAAC